AUCAUAUCAUCAGUCAGUGACAGAAUGCAGUCAUAGAACAGCUUCCAUCCUCUCAUCUUCUCAGUUUAUCCCGUUCUCCAAUCCGACUGCCACAAGGAAAGCUGAAAGUUAAGUUUAAUCUUCUUCCCAAUGAUAGUCUAGUGGUCUUUUUGCCUCUUGGGUCACGGGGAGGCUCGUUCAUGAAUAGAUAGUAAGAGUAAGCACAACAACACGGAGCAACAGCGCGCGCUGUAGAACUUAAGCCAUAUUUUUUCGAAGAAAGCGACUUUCCCUGCUGUUGCAGCUCACAACUGCUGCUGCAUGCUGCUGAGUGGCCAUGUGAAGCCGAAUAACUCAUUCACUAACUCACUUACCUCGACGACGUUCUUCAACAUCCACAGAUUGAUUACUUUGCUGCUGGAGUGAGGGAGCAGGCAGGCAGGCAGGCAACAGGCAAAAAAACUGAGCGCUCCGCAAGCAACGAGGCAGACUUGUGGAGAGUCUGAACUGAAGACAUGAGACUGGGUAUCGCUUCUCGGCCUUUUGGCUAAGAUCGAGUCCCACAAGUCAAGAGGUGGACAUUGAAGAAGAAUUGGCACAGCAUCGUAGAGAGCAACACGAGAAGGGUGAGUUUAGCGUCACUUGUGGGACUUUCUCCCUGUUAGGACCUGUCGGUACGACGACCAACGCCCACUGCCACAGGUACCCUAACGGGGGAAGUGCUUUGGCUCUUGGCUUCGGCCACUAGCUAGGGCAUGGCCGAGAAGCUUGCUCCAAAGGGCAGUAGGCCCUCUGGGAGCAAAGAUCUAGUAUCUUUUAAUGAGUUAGAGAGCAGUUCUUGUGGAGAUACUGAUUCUGCCACAGAACGCCAACGUCUUGCCACGCAUCAAAAGAAAAUGCGUAAGUUUAGAGUACCGCAGGUACCCUCGUCUCGAAGAUCGAAACCUGUCCGUUUACCUCCCACAUCUGCCUCAGAUGUCGUGAGCCGCCCGUUGUUGCCCACAAGCGCCGCCGAAUCAACUCCCAGAAUUGCCACGGGAGAAAACAGCCGUCCGUCAAAAAGUCCCUCAAUUGCUACAGGAGCAGAAAGUCCCGUAAUCGCAACAGGAGGAAGAAACCGUCCCUAUGCUGUAGACCAGACAGGUCGUCCUCCCCGAAGCUAUGCAGCUGCUGCUACAAUCGCUCUCACGGAAGUUAUGGUGGGGAGGUCAGGUAACCUGAGAAGCAACCCACCCAUGGGAAGAGACAGGCCGCGAUCCAUCUGUGUCCACGCUACAGAUGGGCUGAUCGACUGCAGGGCCUUCAUUCAGAAGCUGGCAAAUAACGACCUCAAACCAACUCACCUCCAAAAGCUGCCAAAUGGGGACCUGGAAGUUACUUUUGCGUCGAUUGGGGACAGAGACCAGUUCCUUAGCCUAGAAUUUGUUCGUCGCCCGCGAAUACCAUGGAAGCCGGGUCUUCAGCAUCCACCCCCUGUAUGGGUUCGCAUCUUCCACGUUCCCGCGGAGCUGCUGCCGGAAAUUGUACAGAAGAGGAUGGAGAAUUUCGGUCGUGUCCUGUUUGCUAGGGAGAAUAUUCACCCUGGUACAGAUAUAGGAAAUUGUGCGAUGACCCUUAAAAUGGUCAUCAAAGAAGCCAUUCCUAGCUAUGUACACGUUGGUCCAUACUGUCUACUUGUUCGACAUGAGGCCCAGCCAAUGACUUGUCGGAGAUGUGACAGUAGGGACCAUUUCGCCGCCAAUUGCACCAUUAAAAGGUGCUUUAACUGUGGGUCUAAUGGCCAUAUCAAUGCCGACUGCCCCAAGGCCAGUCGCUGUCAGGGUUGUGGUUCGACUGAGCACCAUGUUGUUCAGUGCGAUGCCGCAUGGACUUCCGAGGCAAACAGGUACAUCGACUCCUCCUCUGCUGCCUCUACCGACGACGAAGCCGACAGCAUUUCCAUUCCAGAAACGCCG
Rhopilema esculentum is the source of this 1934-nucleotide messenger RNA. The record is from RefSeq and is a predicted model, not a curated record. Lineage: Eukaryota; Metazoa; Cnidaria; Scyphozoa; Rhizostomeae; Rhizostomatidae.